UGGCAUGUGGCUGGGAUUAGGGAAUUUCACUGUGGAUUAAAAUCUUUCCAGCGCCUCCACUGGCUGAGAGGAAGGCGUGUGGAGCUUCAGCGGCGCUCACUCCGGGCCCCGCUCUCAGGUACGAGGAACCUCUCUCUGCUUCUCACUAAGGUUGAUUUCCAUGAAUUGUUUGCUCUCUUUUUUUUAGACUUGCUGUGUGGAGCUGUUGAGGAGUCCGACUCACUUCUCCAACGAUCCGAAUAGUUGUGACAUCUAACAAACUCAAGGAUGCUCCAGGUGCUCCACGCUCACAUUCAGCCGGCUGGACACCGAAGCCGCAAGACUCGCCUGGUCGGCAAAGACGGGCGCUGCAACAUCGAGUUUGGCAACAUCAGAUACCGAAACCACCUGGGGUACGUGGUGGACUUCUGGACCACCUUCGUGGAGAUCCGCUGGCGCUUCGUCCUGCUCCUGUUCGUGGCCUCGUUCAUCGGCAGCUGGUUCGUCUUCAGCCUGCUGUGGUACUGGAUCGCCAAGAGCAACGGCGACCUGACGGGGCAGAACCGCACCGAUGGGCACGUCCGCUGCGUGGACAACAUGGACGGCCUGACCACGGCGUUCCUCUACUCGCUGGAGACCCAGACCACCAUCGGGUACGGCGGCAGGGCGCUGACGGGCCACUGCACCGGCGCCGUGGCGCUGAUCGUGGUGCAGUCGCUGAUCGGCGUCUUCAUCAACUGCUUCAUGUGCAGCGUCAUCUUGGCCAAGAUCUCCCUGCCCAAAAACCGGGCCAAGACCGUCACCUUCAGCGACACGGCCGUCAUCUGCCUCAACAAGGAGCGCCUGUGCCUCCUGAUCCGGGUGGCCAACCUGCGCAAGACCCUGCUGAUCGGCAGCCAGAUCUACGGCAAGCUGGUCCGGACCACGACCACGCCGGACGGGGACACCGUCAUCCUGGACCAGGUGGACAUCGACUUCGUGGUGGACGCCGGGAAGGACAACCUGUUCUUCGUCUGCCCGAUGACCCUCUGCCACGCCAUCGACCAAUCGAGCCCCUUCUACGAGCUGUCGGCGGACUCCCUCCCCCAACAGGACUUUGAGCUGGUGGUGUUUCUGGACGGGACGGCCGAGUCCACCAGCUCCUCCUGCCAGGUCCGGACCUCCUACGUGCCCCAGGAGAUCCAGUGGGGGUACAGCUUCCUGCCCAUCAUCUCGCGCACCAAGACGGGGAAGUACCGCGUGGACUUCUCGAACUUUUCCAAAAGCGUGCGGGUCACCACGCCGCACUGCGUCCGCUGCUUCGAGAAGGACGGCGACGGCCGGCAGCAGAAGUCGGGCAUCGACAACCCGGGCUUUCAGGUGAUCGACAUCCACGACUCGGUGGACGUCACCAGGAUGUGAGCGCGCUUCCAAUCGCUGCUCAGUCACACCUACUGGACCAGGAGAGAGUUUCUGCCUCCUCCUCCUCAGCAAACGGCAGAAUGUGGAUGAAAAGUCAGACAUGAAAGUUAAGCCCUUUGCUCGGGAGCUCAUUGCAAUCAAAGCACCUUUGGGACUUGGGACUCUGUCUAGGUAACGUGUGCAAGGGGGGAUUUAAGUUUUGACACAUGAAAAAAACUGAAAGGAGUGAAAUACGGGAUGGCACAGUGGGUACUUCUGGAGGAGAUUAAUGCCUGAGCCGGUUAUAAUGAAAAAGAACUGUGUGCUAUGAAGUCUGUGGAUGGGAAUAAAAAAGUUGGACAGGCCUUUAAGUUCUCUCAUUGGUCCAAAUAAAACAUUCACUGUACACCUGGUAGUUGACAAUAAAUGAGACUAUAUAGCUGUCGACAUUUUGUCCGUCGUACUGUUGUCACACUGAAACUAGAAAGAACGUUUACUCAAGUGCUGAUUUUAA
Messenger RNA from Pungitius pungitius (ninespine stickleback), 1873 nucleotides. Its product is annotated as ATP-sensitive inward rectifier potassium channel 1-like. The record is from RefSeq and is a predicted model, not a curated record. Gene Ontology annotation, biological process: regulation of monoatomic ion transmembrane transport; potassium ion import across plasma membrane. The transcript is spliced from 2 exons. Gene Ontology annotation, molecular function: ATP-activated inward rectifier potassium channel activity. The coding region runs from base 268 to 1380 and encodes 370 amino acids. Lineage: Eukaryota; Metazoa; Chordata; Actinopteri; Perciformes; Gasterosteidae. Gene Ontology annotation, cellular component: plasma membrane.